AAACAUUUACUUUUUUGAUAGCGGCUUUUUGCCGUCAUUACGACAACAUUCAAUGUACUUCCGGGUCAAGGGUUACAAGCAUGGCCGCCCAACUGUUGCAAAAAGAAGUCUCCCAGGCAAGAAAGGAGCUGAAAAAUAUAAGGCAACAGAUAGAGACUCUGAAGCGCGUACAGAAGAAAGAGGUUUUAAAAAUUCAAGAAAUGAUCCGUCCAAAAACCUCUCCCCAGGAAUCCAGACAUUUUGAAGAUGUUGCUAUUGGCAAGCCUUACAUACCAGAGGAUGCAAUUAUGAGUACUCCAAUUGGACAUUUGGAGUCUUGUUUCAAGCAGAAGGCAGGCACUCCGAGACAGCCCACAGUUUGUGACCUGUCAAAGGCCAAACUCACCAUCUCCAGAAAUGUAUUCAAUAACCCAGAGCAUUCACUGGAUGGUAUUGAGAAGUUUUCACACAUAUGGAUUUUAUUUGUUUUCCACAUGAAUGGAGGAGAAGCAGUGAAAGCAAAGGUAAAACCUCCUAGGCUGGAUGGAGUCAAAGUAGGUGUGUUUGCAACAAGAAGUCCGCACAGGCCAAACCCAAUUGGACUAACACUGGCAAAACUGGACAAAGUAGAAGGUGACACAUUACAUUUGUCAGGCAUAGACAUUAUCGAUGGUACACCCAUCCUGGACAUCAAGCCGUACAUCCCUGUCUAUGAUGGAGUAUCAGCUGGUUCAACAGCUUCAUCUGCUGGGCAGAAAGCAAGUAUUGCCUGUGGUAGAGAGAAUGCAGCUGAUAAAGAUAUCUCUGUAGAGGACACAGACUCUGUGAAAACAAACCUGAGCUUUCAUGAGCCACGUCAGAAAAGUCCUUCAGAAGACAACUCAACUGAUGACCAUGGCAAUGAAAACUGGUCCAAAGAGAGCAGUGUGAGUGGAGCUGUUUCUACACCAGAACAGGUCACUGUUGCCAGUUGGGUCACCUCUCCUCCUGUUCAAAAACUUACGGUUAGCUUUACCCCAAAUGCUGAAGCAACACUUCAAAAAUUCCAUUCUGAAGGAAAUGGUUCAGAUGUUUUUAGUCUCACUACAUUCAAGGACAGUGGAGAAGCCAAGAAAGCUAUCUGUGACAUCCUUAGUGCUGACCCAAGGUCCCCCUACUUCAGGAACAAGUGUCAGGACCGUCUGUACUUCUUCAGUGUGGACAGCAUACAUGUGACAUGCUGGUUUGAUGGGAAUACUGCAGAGGUAAUUAGAGUCCAACCAGUGUGUUAUGCUGACUGUUCUACCUCAUUACAAUCGGGUGUCUAAGGCCUCUCACCUGUUACGCCAUAAAACAGAUUCCUUUUGUUAUAGAGGUACCAUGUUACUCAGCAAUUUGCCUGACUGAUAUUCCCUGAUCUGGAUUCAUUGCAGUCAUACAACUUAUUUUAUAUGUAAUCAAGAAAUGCUUUCUUGUUCACACAGACUGGGAAAAAAAAGAAACAAGACAAAAGAUGUACAACA
Molecule: messenger RNA, 1481 nt
Organism: Branchiostoma floridae (Florida lancelet)
Lineage: Eukaryota; Metazoa; Chordata; Leptocardii; Amphioxiformes; Branchiostomatidae
Product: tRNA (adenine(37)-N6)-methyltransferase-like
Exons: 6
Coding region: 81-1286 (401 amino acids)
Source: RefSeq, a predicted model, not a curated record